AUGCUGCUACCAACAAUAUUUGUGGGACUCAUUGCCUGCGUAGACCAGAUCCUGGUCUUUGAGAACAACCCAAAUGACUACUACUGCCUUGUUACACUGCAGCCAGACGUGGCAGCCCAGGGCUACUUCAUUUACAAGAACUCCGACAAGGGCGAGAACAAUGCGAAGCCUGUUCACGAGGGUGACAUCGAAAGAAUGGACAAUAGCACGCCUAAGGCUGGAAAAUACAAGCUUGAGAUUGUGACUGGGGCAAAUAAGGUGAAGAAGGACGGUACGGCCUACUCAUUUCAAAUCACGGUGGCAGACUCAAAGGCGCCUAUCUUCACGGAGCCAUUUGCAUGGGACUCGUCAAAGGAGGGCUUCGUCUACUACACGGAGCUGAGUGUCCCGUUCUACAGGUCACUUCCGUUCCUGAUCACAAUGGGCGUCCUUGGCCUCGUAGUUGUCGGUGGUGCAAUCUACGUGAUCAUGAAGAAGGGGAAGCAGAAUGUGGAAGAAGAGCUGUGA
Molecule: messenger RNA, 507 nt
Organism: Enterospora canceri
Lineage: Eukaryota; Fungi; Microsporidia; Enterocytozoonidae
Source: the annotation of a GenBank genome assembly